AUGCUUAUAAAUGGUUAUGACUCUAUAGAUGAUCUAGAAGAUUAAGUUUUAAAUUUAAUGUUACAAAGUGAUUAAUUUGAAAAACAAAUUAAAGACCACUUGGAGUACUACUAAUCAAGUAACGUAUCUACAAUAGUAAGUAAUUUUAAUACAUCUUUUGCAAAAAUUUAAUAAUUUUCAGAAAACACUCCUAACUUUUUUGGAUAUAAAAAAGAACAUUUCUAAAAUAUUUCUUCUUUAAAUGAACUUAUUCCUGAUUAUAUUAGUAUUUGGCAUGAUAAAUUUAUCUUAAGAUUAAUUGAAACAGGAAAAACUAAAAUUAUGAGAAAAUAUAGAAACAUUGUUGCUAAAUGUAAUGGUAUAUUUAUUAUAUUGUUAUUAUUUUGA
Ichthyophthirius multifiliis is the source of this 387-nucleotide messenger RNA. RefSeq lists its product as hypothetical. NCBI's taxonomy places the organism in Eukaryota, Ciliophora, Oligohymenophorea, Hymenostomatida. The transcript is spliced from 3 exons. The record is from RefSeq and is a predicted model, not a curated record.